AUGGUUGCAGCCGGGGACAUGGUCAAGGCCAGCGUUCUAGCGGCCAUCCUGCCGCGGCUGCGCUCCCUUCAGGUGACCUCCUGCGGCGGCGCGGCGCAGACCUUUGAGGACUUCGUGCAGAGGCACGAGCGCCAGUACCCCCUCGGCUCCGAGGAGUACGCGCGGCGCCGGGCCCUUUUCGAGGGCAGGGCCGCCCACGUCGCCAGCCACAACUGCGCCGAGCGGCCGUGGGAGGCCGCGGUCAACCACCUCUCGGACUGGACCGAGGAGGAGCUGCAGGGCCUCCGCGGCUUCCGGCGCGGCGCGGGCCGCCACGCGGGGCGGGCGGGCACCGCGGGCGCCUCCCCCGUGCGGCUGGACGCCGACGACGCGAGCCUGCCUACGACCUUCAGCUGGGGCCACCUGAGCGCCAUCUCGUCGCCCACGGACCAGGGCUCCUGCGGCAGUUGCUGGGCCUACGCCGCGGGCGCGGUGCUCAACGCGCACGCCGAGAUCAGCAACAACAGCCAGAAGUAUUCGAUCAGCCAGAUCAUCGCCUGCACCCCCAACCCGCAGCACUGCGGGGGCUCUGGAGGCUGCGACGGAGCCACGGUGACGCUGGCCUACGAGUACGCGCUGACCAGCGGCCUCGUGUCGGACGCCGAAUUUCCAGCCCUGCCAGGUGGCGCUGCGGCAGAGUGCCCUGCGGACCAGACGGCGCACAACGCGUUGUUGUCCACCGGCUUCGCCUCGAAGGCAAUGGUCAUGCCAGACGGGUCCGAGACGCAUGUGUUGGCCGACCUGGCCGACGGGAUGCGCGGGGGCAAGGCGAUGGGCAUGCUUGGCUGGACCAAGCUGCCCAUGAACAAAGAGCUGCCCAUGGUGAGUGCGCUGGUGGAGUACGGGCCGCUCGCGGUUGCAGUGGCCGCAGGCCAGGAGUGGAAUUGGUACUCCCACGGUGUGCUCACGCCUGACGGCUGCGACCCGGCCCACGUCAUCAGUCACGCUGUCGUGCUGUACGGGUACGGAAGGAUCAUGAGCAAGAAGUACGGGGAGGUGAAGUACUGGCACAUAAAAAACUCGUGGGGAAGCAGCUGGGGAGAGAACGGCAUGCUCCGCCUGCAGCGCGUGGACAACGAGGACGAGCAGUGCGGCUGGGACAACCAGCCCGAUGUCGGCUCUGGCUGCACGGGGGGACCCUCGAAGGUGUGGGUCUGCGGCUCCUGCGGCAUCCUCUUCGAGACCGUGAUGCCGAGUCUUGCGUUCCGCUCUCGCCCGCUCGAGUGUCUGCCGGGCACCACCUCGCAGGCCUCGAGAGGGCGCUCAUGGCUGGAAGCGCUGACGAAGCGCUUCGAGCUCCCGUUGUUCCCGAGGCUGUGCCUUCGCGCGGUCCGUUGCUGUGGCCAGCUAGGCGGGCACGAGCGGGCCGCCCAGGCCUUCCGAAAGGCGCACCAGAUCGUCGUCGGCACGGACUGCCCCGCGCCGGUGCAGACCUUCGACGCGGUGGAGGCGCACUUUGGCAAGACGCUCGUGAAGCCGUUCAUUGUCGCCUUCACAUUGGAUUUCCCAGAGUUCGGCUCGAUGCUGUCGCUGCACCGAUCCGUCAACUCGAGGCCGCUGCCACAGCCCUACCUGGUCUCCCACGCGCGCGAGGCGGGCCUGGGACAGAACCUCCAAAGAGGGGAGACGUUUUGUUGUGACUUUCUGCUAGAGGCAGCAGAGAAGCGAGAAGCAAAGAGGUUGCGCAUGGCCACGGCUGUGGGCGCAGCUAGGCUGCAGCCGAUGCUGCAGAGUGGUGCCCUGGCGCCAGCUUACCGGACCCUCGUGGCCGCGCUGCUCGGUCUCGGUGAGGAGCAGUGCCUCUCCGAGCGCUUCAUGCGGCUCUUCUCCGGCGACGUGGAGCAGGUGGCCGGCUUCGAGGACUCCUGGGCCACGCCCUACGCCCUGUCCAUCUACGGCCAGGAGAUGGUGCCCGACGGGGCAGGCGGCGACGGCUACGGCUAUGGCGAUGGGCGCGCCAUCUCGAUGGGCGAGGUGGUGGUGGAGGGCGGCGAGCGCUGGGAGCUGCAGCUGAAGGGCUCCGGCCCGACGCCCUUCAGGCGGCGGGGCGACGGCCGGGCAGUCGUGCGCUCCAGCGUCCGCGAGUUCCUGGCGUCGGAGGCCAUGCACCACCUCGGCGUGCCCACCACGCGGGCGCUCUCGCUGACGGCCUCGCGCUCCGAGCGCGUGCAGAGGCCCUGGUACAGCGAGGCGCAGAAGCAGUCCGCGUCGCAAAAGCACGGCGGGGACGUGCUGCAGGAGGAGCCCUGCGCGAUGACCACCCGGGCGGCGCCGUCGUUCAUCCGGGUCGGCCAUUUCGAGCUCUUCGGCCGCCGCGCGCGCAGCGGGGACCAGGUGGGGAAGCGCCAGCUCGAGCAGCUCGCUCGGCACACGCUCCGCAGGGAGUUCCCGCACCUCGCCGCUGAGGGCAGGACACUCCCACAGCAGCUGCUCGCGAUGGCCGCCGAGGUCGCCGAGCGUUUCGCCAACAUGACCGCGGAGUGGCUGCGCGUGGGCUACGUGCAGAGCAACUUCAACGCCGACAACUGCCUGGCGAGCGCGGCCGGACAAUGGACUACGGCCCCUUUGGCUUCAUCGAGGACUACGAUCCUGGCUGGGCCAUGUGGGUGGGAUCCGGGAGCCACUACGCCUUCAUGA
Prorocentrum cordatum is the source of this 2676-nucleotide messenger RNA. NCBI's taxonomy places the organism in Eukaryota, Dinophyceae, Prorocentrales, Prorocentraceae. The record is from the annotation of a GenBank genome assembly.